Molecule: messenger RNA, 3748 nt
Organism: Fundulus heteroclitus (mummichog)
Lineage: Eukaryota; Metazoa; Chordata; Actinopteri; Cyprinodontiformes; Fundulidae
Gene: ccdc146
Product: coiled-coil domain containing 146
Exons: 24
Coding region: 16-2958 (980 amino acids)
Cellular component (GO): cytoskeleton
Source: RefSeq, a predicted model, not a curated record
CGUGCUUGUUGUGCGAUGAAGCUGUCGUCCUUUGGCAAAAUUAGUCAGACUGCAGUCACAAAGCUAAAAGAUGGCUUCAAGCUACUCCAUGGCACAUUAAAGAGUGUGCACAGUUCUGAGGUCCGGCUUUUGGGAGAGGCAAAAAGGCGUCGGGCUGAGCUGGAGCGGCUCCAGCUUGAGGUACAGAGUCUGGAGGAGCUGCAGUGCCCCUCCGAGGAGCCCGAUGGUGAGGUCAGCAAACUGAGGCGACAGCUCCUGCAGGUGUACAGCGAACUCCGAGCUGCCGAGGAGAGAGAGCACACAGCACGACACGAACUGCAGUGUCUCUGGGAAGAGAAGAGGUAUCUGGAGAGAGAAAUUCAAACACAACCUGCUGAGGUGGAGGGCAACACAGACAUGUUGAAGGACAAAUGUGAUGUUUUGAAGAAGGAGGUGGCCCAGAGACAACUGGAUGUCAGAACACUGAUGGAGGAUGUGGAAACACUUGAAACGCUGCUAUUAAAAGAACAAAAAGAGCUGGAAGAAAUGAAAGAGAUCAUGGAAAUCAAAGAGGCUGAGAAAGCCCAGCUUGCCUGCAUACCUAACAAGAUAAUAGAGAACACUGAGAGAAAGCGCUCUCUAUGGGACGUCGGAAUGAAGAAGAUGGAAUCCCUCAACUUGGAGCUUUCCGAAACUAAGCAUCAGAUGAGUAGUGUGAAUGAGCGUAAUCAGUCCCUGGAGGUGAUGCGCGGCGAGGCGAUGCAGGAAGUGGAGAGGCUCAGGGCCCAAAUAGAGGCGCAUCAGAAGGAAAACAGACGUCUAAUGAAGGAGCAGGAGAUCUGCAGGGAGGAGUCGGCUGAAAUCAUGGGCAGCAGGGGUAUUUUGGAAAUGAAGCUACAGAACCUCAUGACUGACAGAAAACAGCUAUACAACAGCCGAUCUGUGCAGCUCAGAAAGAAAAAUAGGCAGAUGGAGGCCCUCAAAAGGAUGGAGCAUGCAGUAGCCAUGGCCACUGAGCAGCUAGUGUGCACACAAUCUGCCUACAAGGAGAUACAAGCGCAAGUGCUGGAUGCCGUUCCCGAACGAGAGGCCAGCGCUCAGCAAAGGAGGAAGCUUGAGAAGGAGCUAGACGCUCUCAAAGCCAGCUUUGAAAAGGAGGUUAUGGCUGCAGAGGAAACCCAGAACAAGCACCAGUCCGGGAUGAUUCAAGAGCUGCAGAGGGAGUCCAAUCACCUCAGAGAAGAACUCCAUCACCUCAGAUGUCUAAGACAGAUCAAAGCACAGGAGAGGGGCAAUAAGCACCACGAAUGGCUUAAGGCACAGCAGCUGAGCGAGCGCAUCCAGCAGGAGCUUAGUGAGAAAGAGCUGAUCAUCAUGGACCACAACGAGCUCAAUGAGGUGCUUCAGCGCAGAAUAUCACAGUUUUCAAAACUCUGUGAUAAGUUCAUGAAAGAGAAGAAUAAGUACGUGAGGCUGAAGCAGAUUGCCUCGCAGACACACUCAGAAUUGACGGAGCAACUAAACAUCCUUGGAAACGAGAUGGAAAUCCAGCGCUCUAUUGCUGAGAGCAAGGACAGGUUACUAACAAAGGCUCGUAUGAAAAUCUCCAGUAGCUCCAAAAUGAGGGAGAGGCUACAUAAUGAGAUCUCCAAGUUAACCUGGAAACAGCACCAGAUCAGUCAACAGUAUGAAGACAACAAACAGGAGCUAAUGAAUAUCACUCAAAGGAUCGAGUUCCAAGAGGGGAUCCUUCUGGGAGUUAAGGAAAGCCACGAGAAUGCCACACACAGGCGCAAAUUUCUGGGGAUACGGCUCUUGGAACAGGACAAAGUUUUGUCGAACUAUUAUGAGCAGACGAAGAACCUGGAGGCAGCCAUCACUAACGGCAACAUGGCAACGGAGACCAUAGAGAAGGACAUGAGAGAACUGCAGAUGGAGAUUAAUGAGGAGAAAAGGCUAAUCGACCUGAAGACGAGGGAGGUGUCCCUGAAGAGGAAACUGGAGGAGGAGAUCAUCGUGCUGCAGAUCGAGUUGUCGGCAGCCAGAGAAGACACGUUAAAAAGUGUGAAUCACACCCUUGAAUACAGGGAGUUAAAGGGCGAAGAUCCACCAGCUUCAGAGCUCGUCAAAAAAAUGGAGCAGCUGGAGGUGAAUUUGGCUGAGCGUGAGAGUCAGCUGCAGGAGAAAGAGCUCCUGGUGGAGCAGGUGACCCGGCUGUCAAAGCCUCUGGAGGAGCAGGCGGAGAGCUGCAGGCUCGACAGUCUCUCUGUGGCAAAGAAGCUGAACGAGGCCCGGACCAACAUCAUUAACAUCAACCUCUGUUUGAUGGCCGUUUCUGCAGAGCUCUCCACGAAGCGGGCCGUCGCUUUGUCGGAACGGCGACGGAUCAAAGAGAAAGAGCUGCAGUUGUCAGCGGCCAGAGAAGACACGUUAAAAAGUGUGAAUCACACCCUUGAAUACAGGGAGUUAAAGGGCGAAGAUCCACCAGCUUCAGAGCUCAUCAAAAAAAUGGAGCAGCUGGAGGUGAAUUUGGCAGAGCGUGAGAGUCAGCUGCAGGAGAAAGAGCUCCUGGUGGAGCAGGUGACCCGGCUGUCAAAGCCUCUGGAGGAGCAGGCGGAGAGCUGCAGGCUCGACAGUCUCUCUGUGGCAAAGAAGAUGGCCGGUUGCCAGGGGGAGGAUGCGGAGGGCAUACCACCAUAUCUCGACUUAGAGGAAGAGUGGAGAAGGAUGUUCAGAGACAGAAAGAGGAGGCAGAGGGAAAAAGAAGAGAAGAAGAAGCUUGCUGAGGAAAGUAAGUGGAGGCAGCUGCCAAACGGAGUGCACACCACGGCAGAAGCCCGCCCCAACGCGUACAUCCCUCAGGACGACCGGCUCGGUCUGCCCGUACCCUUCGGACGCUUCCCGCCCAUCAAACCCUCCCCACAAGGGGCCUACAUGAGGCAUUACCGCAAUCCAACAAUCAAACCCUUGGAGAUUUAGAAGUCAUCCAACACGUAUGCUGAAAAUUGCUAAUCUGAGCCACUUUUUUUAUCAUUCUCUUGUUUCUAUGCAGCUUCACCACUUUUACCUGCAUCUGGUUACAAUGGCUUUGUAUCCACGUAUUCACUGGCGGUGUCUAAUCUCUGUUUGCAGUGUUGUAAUUGACAGCUUGACUGAGGGGUCCGGGGGAAACAUGACUGUAUCUUUUACAUAAUGUGCCCUAGUAUGAUUUCAUAAUCACCACACUGCCCGGCAACACAGCCGCCCUGCUCGGACCCCCUUUCCCCCCCCCCCCGAAGAUGAGGUUAAUUUACUAGAAUAUCUCUGCACAUUCUUCAGCUUUGUUGUUGUUUCACCCUUCACGGUCGUAAUCUUUAAAUAGAUUGCAAUGGGUUCAGGCUUCACACGAGGACCAGGGAGAGCCCGCAUAACGCUUGAAAAUGAUAAAUCUGGAGAGGAAGCAGGAGCAAUAAAAGAGCAUGAAGAAUGACAAAGAGAGAGGAGAAUUUAAAUGAAGGGGAUGGCGAGUUAGAGAAGGCAGUAGAGGAGAUUCAAAGUAAAAAAAAAAAAAAAAAGGAGGGCUGUAAAUUGGCUGGAGAGUUCAAAGUUGGGGGCUUUUCACACAAAAAUAGAGUCGAGUCUCUUUAAAGCUCCUUAAAACAGCUAAAGGUCCAACAUUAAUGUAUCCCACUAAUUUCUGGUAAAGCCAGGAAUUUGGCAAAUCAGUAUGCAAACGUCUUAGAUGGCUGGUUAAAGUUAAUUGGUGUGUGUGUGUAAAAAAAAAAAAAAA